Molecule: messenger RNA, 1437 nt
Organism: Musa acuminata subsp. malaccensis (wild Malaysian banana)
Lineage: Eukaryota; Viridiplantae; Streptophyta; Magnoliopsida; Zingiberales; Musaceae
Product: cell division control protein 2 homolog D
Biological process (GO): regulation of G2/M transition of mitotic cell cycle; signal transduction; G1/S transition of mitotic cell cycle
Cellular component (GO): cytoplasm; nucleus; cyclin-dependent protein kinase holoenzyme complex
Molecular function (GO): cyclin-dependent protein serine/threonine kinase activity; cyclin binding; ATP binding
Source: RefSeq, a predicted model, not a curated record
CCAACCCCCCUUGCGUAUGAAACGAUGAUCCCAUCAACCGUUGCAGGGAUAGGAUGAGGAUGGCGUUUGAAAUCCGAAUCAUUAGCCGUUACAAAUUGACUCGAACUGGGAAACCUAAUUACAAUCGCAAUCCUCGCCACUGCCGCCUAUUUAUUGCGUGAUUCGAUUCUUCCCUUUAUUCUGUCUGUUGAUUCCUCGUUGGAUGAUCGAGAAAUAGACAAGGAUGGAGACGGCGACGACGGUGCAGCUGCCGGCGCAGCCUAAGCCGCGGACGGAGCAGGCGAUGGAUGCGUACGAGAAGCUGGAGAAGUUGGGGGAAGGGACGUACGGGAAGGUGUUCAAGGCGAGGGAGAAGGCUACCGGCAAGAUCGUCGCCCUCAAGAAGACCCGCCUCCCCGAGGACGACGAGGGCGUUCCGCCCACCACCCUCCGCGAGGUCUCCCUCCUCCGCAUGCUCUCCGUCGAUCCCCAUGUCGUCAGACUGCUGGAUCUCAAGCAAGGCCAGAACAAACAAGGGCAGACCAUUCUGUAUCUCGUCUUCGAGUACAUGGACACUGAUCUUAAGAAGUACAUUAGAAGCUUCCGCCAGAAUCGUGACAUGAUCCCGCCCAAAACUAUCAAGAUUUUGAUGUAUCAACUCUGCAAGGGAAUUGCAUUUUGUCAUGGCCGUGGCGUGCUGCACAGGGACCUGAAGCCUCAUAAUCUUUUAAUGGAUCAGAAGACCAUGAUGCUAAAAAUUGCAGAUCUUGGGCUCAGCAGAGCUUUCACUAUUCCCUUAAAAAAGUAUACUCAUGAGAUCCUGACUCUCUGGUAUCGAGCUCCAGAAGUGCUUCUUGGUGCCACACAUUAUUCAACACCAGUAGAUAUGUGGUCAGUUGGCUGUAUAUUUGCUGAACUAGUCACAACCCAUGCACUCUUUCCUGGUGACUCCGAACUGCAGCAGCUUCUUUACAUCUUCCAGUUUCUCGGUACUCCAAGCGAAGAAGUUUGGCCUGGGGUAGACAGAUUAAGUAACUGGCACGAAUAUCCUAAGUGGAGCCCCAAGAAUCUUUCAUCAGCUGUGCCUAACCUGGAUGCCGAUGGGUUAGACCUGCUUUCGAAGAUGCUGCAGUACCAGCCAUCAAAACGGAUUUCAGCAAAGCGAGCCAUGGAACACCCAUAUUUUGAUGAUAUAAACAAGGCUAAUUACUGAGCUCUUAACCGGCCGCCGCUGGGAAGUCUUGAUCCUGAAACUAACAACUGUACCACCACGGUUGUGGUCAUUUUGGAUGAUGUAUAGCUUUUCUCGAGCAUUAAGCAUUGUUCGUGUACUACACCUGCUGAAGCAUUUAGCGCUUGUUAGAAUGCCAUCAGCUUGUUUUUUACCUAAAGAUGAUGAUUCAGUAGCAGUGCGGUGUUUCUUCUUUAAAAGACAACCAAGAAGCAACUUUUACAACA